AUAAAAAUAUAACGAAAAUAUACGGAUUGUUGAGAAAUUCAGCGCGUUUUUAAAAUACUAAUCGAAGAAGCGACGCUCGCGGCUUUGAUUUCCUCGCAAACAAAACGCAAAUACGGACAAUAAACAGAACACGGCAUGCCGUUGCCCUCGAGCUCCUUCUCCCAGAAGGGACCCACAUGCUUUGAUAAGAUGAAGAGUGGCUUUAUCAUUGGCUUCUGCGUCGGCAUGGCCAGUGGAGCACUGUUCGGUGGCUUCUCGGCCCUCCGAUACGGACUGCGUGGACGUGAGCUUAUCAACAAUGUGGGCAAAGUGAUGAUACAGGGCGGCGGAACUUUUGGUACUUUCAUGGCCAUUGGUACAGGAAUACGCUGUUGAGCCCACAGCAGCCCCUUGGGAGCAGCAGCCUCUGCUUCUGCUGGCAUUUUUGGCAAAGUUUUAGACUAUUAACACAUAAACUAAUCAUUAUUCAAGCCUUGUUUAAAUUACGUUAAGUUAUUGCAAUAGAGAUUUAAAAUUAA
This is a messenger RNA of Drosophila persimilis, 518 nucleotides long. RefSeq names its product reactive oxygen species modulator 1. The transcript is spliced from 2 exons. The coding region runs from base 136 to 375 and encodes 79 amino acids. Lineage: Eukaryota; Metazoa; Arthropoda; Insecta; Diptera; Drosophilidae. Gene Ontology annotation, biological process: protein insertion into mitochondrial inner membrane; protein import into mitochondrial matrix. Gene Ontology annotation, cellular component: TIM23 mitochondrial import inner membrane translocase complex. The record is from RefSeq and is a predicted model, not a curated record.